Messenger RNA from Parathielavia appendiculata, 588 nucleotides. RefSeq lists its product as uncharacterized. The record is from RefSeq and is a predicted model, not a curated record. The transcript has 5 exons. The coding region runs from base 1 to 588 and encodes 195 amino acids. NCBI's taxonomy places the organism in Eukaryota, Fungi, Ascomycota, Sordariomycetes, Sordariales, Chaetomiaceae.
AUGUCUUCAGCUCUUGAUGACAUCCACUAUCUAUUUGACAGCUCCGCCUCGACACUGGCAGUCCAGGACGUCGAUAAUUCCACGGCAACAGGCAACGAUGACAUCGGCCCAUUUGAAAUUUGCAGCGGGGAACGCCAUCCGUGCCUGGCACACCUGGACUACGCCCAGUACGAGAGGCUUAUCAAUGAGUUCAUCUCGUUCCUGGCGCAGCAGCUCUCAGCCUUGACCACCAGUGUCAACGAUCUCGAGUGCAAGCAGGCCGCGGUCACCAUCAAAACGGAGAACGCGAGCGGCGUCGAGUCCGGACUUGGGAUGGCUGAAGCAGAACGCAAUGGAGUGAACAGACUGCCAAAGUACCUCCUGUCGCCGCAGGAAUACGAAAACGGUUUUGAGCGUGCGCGAAACCUGAUAGCAGAAAUCGACAAACUGAAGGACCAGCACACGACCUUGAAGGAGAAGACGGCGGCAAGGAUGGCAGAGCUGAAGAGGAUGGAGGACAACGUGCGCCUCUUCCAAGAAGAGCUGGCCGCCCAUCGUCAGGCGAUGACGGAGAACACCGGUACCAUCAAGACGCCGCCGGCUCGUUGA